AUGGCGCCCGCAUUGCUUGCAGUUGGUGCUCUGUUCUUCACAGGUGAGGGAGUCGUACUGUGCUUCGGGGCAGUGCUGGCGCUUGACAACUGCGGCGGUGGGGAUAGACGAAGCCGGUGGGCUAGCUGGUGGCAGCCUGCAUCCUCCCUAGGCCGCUUUGUCGAUGGGCUGGCCGCUGCCUAUCCAUCAGAUGUACGCGAUCAGAGAGAGAGUUUUGGACAAACAUUGGCUAAACAUGCUGAGAAACUGAAUGUAGACAUGAAGUUGCAGCUGUGGAAGGCAGCCCUUCGAAAAGUUGCCAAAUUGUCCGGAUACCAUCUGACCAGAAAUAGCGACACUUGGAAUCAAGUGAAUCGUUUGGUCCAACUACAAAACACACUUCUUUCUAAGAUUUUAGGAGACUGUAGAAGUUUGAAGGUUGACAAUAUUGAUACAGGAAUCUAUAUGAUAAAGCGUAGGCUUCACUCUAAGAGAGUUCUUCUAAUUCUUGAUAGUGUAGACCACUUGGAUCAAUUAGAAACAUUAGUAGGAGCGCGUGAUUGGUUUGGUAAAAGAAUUAGAAUCAUCAUCACAACAAGAGAUCAACACUUGUUGACUGCGCAUGGAGUUGAUUCAAAAUAUGAGAUGACGGGAUUGAAUCAAGAUGAUGCUUUUCAACACUUUUGUUGGCAUGCUUUCAGAAAUGAGAAACUGGUUGACGGUUAUGGAGAGUUUGUAGAACAGAUCAUAAAUUAUGCUGGGAGCCUUCCACUAGUUUUAACAGUGCUCGGCUUGGAUUUAUAUGGCAGAACUAAAAAAGAGUGGGAAAGUGCAUUGGACCAGUACAGGAAAAUCUCUCACCAAGAUAUUCAAAAAAUACUUCAAACGAGUUAUGAUAGAUUAAGUGAAAAUGGAAAGAAUGUUUUUCUUGACAUUGCAUGUUUUUUCAAUGGAGAAUGGCUUUAUAAUGUCAUUGAGCUGCUAGAUAGUUUUGGUUUUUACCCAAACUUUUCGAUCCCAAGACUAAGGGAGAAGAGUCUUAUUUCGGAAUUUCACGAAAUAUUGCAAAUGCAUAACUUGUUACAAGAUAUGGGUAGAGAAGUUGUUCGACAAGAAUCGCUUAAAAAUCUAGGAACACGUAGCAGAUUAUUCUUUCAUGAAGAUGUUUACGAAGUACUAGAGAAUGAUACAGGAAUAGAUAAUCAUGUUGAAGGAAUUGUUGUAGAUUUUGCUGAAGGUGAUGAUAUCAUCCGCUUGAGUCCCAAGGCCUUCGAGAAUAUGAAAAGACUUAGAUUAUUUAGAUGCCGCAAUGCACAUUUUUCUAAAGAACUUAAUUGUCUACCUAAUUCAAUAAGAGUGCUUGAUUGGCCUGAUUGUCCUUUACAAUCUAUGCCAUCUAAAUUUCGUGGAGACAAACUCUCUAUUCUACACAUGCCUGGAAGUCGCAUCCUGGAGAUACCGUUGGAAUUAAAGGAAAUAGAUCUUCAUUCUUGUAAAAAUCUAGUUGAAGUUCAUGAUUCUGUUGGAUUAAUCCUUGAUAAGCUUGUUAACUUGAGACUUGGUGGAUGUUUCAAUCUAAAGAGCUUUACAAGGAGACUCCAAUUGAGAUCUCUGGAACUCCUUGAUCUUGGUGAUUGCUCAAGCCUUCAAAAUUUUCUUGAAAUAGAAUUUGAAAUGGAACAUUUACACUUUGUCUACUUAAUGGGCACCGCAAUAGAAGAAUUACCUUCAUCCAUUGGGUACCUCACUGGGCUUAGACUUUUAGAGCUAAGUAGCUGCGUAAACCUUAAGUGUCUACCAAGUAGCAUUCAUCAGUUGAGAUCUCUAAAUCAAAUUUAUCUCAUGGAUUGUCCAAAUAUUAUAAGUUUUGGGAUGGAGGAGGAGGAGGAGGUGCAUAAUGGACAACCCACGCCUUAUGUAGUGUCUACAAGCUGGGAAAAUGAAGCUUCAUUGGGUGCAGAAUUAUUCCCAUUGCCGCCUCCAACAAAAUCAACCACUUGUCUUUACUUGUAUCUUAUGAACUCUGGCCUAUCAAAAUCAAAUUUCUUUAGGCUAUUUAAUUGCUUUCUCAAUCUGCAUACAUUACAACUAUCAUGUAGUGAUAUCGUAAGCAUUCCAGCAAGCAUCAAAACAUUUGUUGGAUUGUCAAUGCUUUUUUUGAAUAAUUGCAAGCAACUUCAAGAAAUUAUGGAGUUUCCACCGAAUCUAGGAUCGCUUCAUGCUGAUGGAUGCAUAUCACUGGAAAUAUUACCGGAAAUAUCAAAAAUAUUUCAUUUCCCACGGCUAGAAAGGAUUGAGUUGAGCAGAUGCUAUAAAGUGAAUAUGGGGAAUUGUAUGCCAAAUCCUGCGUGGAAUCGAGAUUAUGAAAUGAUAUUUUCGGGAAAUAAGAUUCCAGAUUGGUUCAGCCAUUGCAAGGAGACUUCAAAUAGUCAUCGGUGUGAAUUUGAUAUUAAAGGGUCCCCACCGUAUAAUUCGGAUGACAUCAUAGGAAUUUCUCUUUGUGCUAUUUUUGAACCCGUUGGGACUGGGGGAUUGCAAGUUCACUUCAUCACAGUAAAAUCCGAGGAUCUUAGGCGCCACUACAGAUAUACUAAUGAAGGAAAACUUGAUGAAAUGGAUUCAGAUCAUGUAUGGUUGGAGCACUUAAAUACAGAAGAUAUUAGGCGUCGAGGAAUGAUUGUAGAUCAGGCAAAUGAUCUGAGGAUUAUAUUUGAAAACAGAUGUCCAGAUUCAGUGAUCUUCAAACAUUACAGAGUUCAUCUGUUAUACAAACAGCAUGAUGAACAGAAUGCAAAAGAUCAUGAAAAUGUUAUUGUCCAUUUGGAUGCACCCAUUGAAAAUAUUGGAAAUUUAGCAAAUCCAAUGGAUCAUGGAUGGAAGUCAACUUUCUAA
Molecule: messenger RNA, 2871 nt
Organism: Carya illinoinensis
Lineage: Eukaryota; Viridiplantae; Streptophyta; Magnoliopsida; Fagales; Juglandaceae
Product: disease resistance protein Roq1-like
Exons: 6
Coding region: 1-2871 (956 amino acids)
Biological process (GO): defense response
Molecular function (GO): ADP binding
Source: RefSeq, a predicted model, not a curated record